UUCCUUUUUUCUUACCCCACGACGUCACAAGAGUAUAAUAAAUGGUAGCCAACUUCUAGUACUUCGCGAACUUGCACCACGUAAAAGCGUCGGUCGUGACGUCAUGUCUGCUUCCGGGGGAGGAUACGCUUCGAGAAUCGCUGUUUACAAGAAGCUUUAGUAAGUAACUUUAUAGUUCAUAUGCAGAAUAGACGCCGGGUUGGAGAGAGUAGGAAAAAAAUGUACGAAAUCCCACCAUCUGUUGAUUGGUAUUUACGAGUUAGUUCAAAAUCUAGAAUUCAUUAUCCAGCAGUGUACGAGGAGUCUUCAAAUUUAGGAGGUUCUGAAAGCAGCUACAGUUCGUCGAAGGAUAAGGAAAAAUCUCCCAAACAACCUGCACAAAGUGGUUUGAAUUCACCGGAGUUAGAGAGAAGGUAUUCGCCGAGUGAUCUCACCAGGAAAAGAAAGUUUGAAGAGUUUGAAGAUGAUUUGGGAAGAAAACGUCCAAAAAAACUUGACCAACUUAACUCAAUCAAUUGUCAGGCAAGAACUUAUCCUCAUCGCAAUCUAGAGUCAUGCCUCAGCAGGCCGACCACAGAACUAAAAUCUAUAAUAAGUUUACAACAACAAAGGGCUAUAACACAAGAACAGCCCAGAGGACAAAAUAAAGAAGACUUUCAAAAAAUACAAGAGCUAGUGAAAAAGUUCCCCGAAAUAAGACCCAAAACAAAUGAAGAGUCAAAUCUAGUUUACAAACCCCAUAAUAACAGUACAAGAAAAAACCCCUGGGGAGGAGAAUCGUAUUCUGAUCUUAUCGCAAGCGCAAUACGUUCGUUUCCCAAUAACAGAGCAACGCUACAGCAGAUUUAUGAAUGGAUUGUAGGGAACGUACCUCAUUUUGCUGAUAAAGCUGAUUAUCCGUCAACGAAAGGAUGGAAGAAUGCCAUUCGCCACACGCUGUCGAUAAGAAAACGCUUCACACGGAUCAUCAACGACACUAGUCCUCACUCCUCUCUUUGGACCUUCUCAAAAUACUCUUACAAAACUACAAAAUAUUGACGACGAGUUUUCAUCGUAUCCUAAAUACAGAGUUACUGAGUCAAGUUAGUUAUAUUUUAGGUAACAUUUGAAUUUAGGGAAACAUUCUAGCAAUUAAUUUAUUCUUUAAGGGGAAAUUUUUUUCAAUAAUGAGCAAUAAUGGCAACAAGCGCCAAAAACUAGACUUUCGUAUGAGUUUGGAUCCCAAUUUUCGUUUUGGGUUAACACUCAUCAAAACCUUUUUUAAACAGUUAGAAACUGAUGUACUAUGAUAAAAUGCCUGUAAGCGGUAUUUUCAAUUGUACAAAGAUGUUUUGUUGCAUUUGURUUAGAAUCUUGCUUUGUUAGGCUUUUUUGUAGAAAAUAUAUGGGAAAUAAGCAAAUGAAGGCCUAAACCUCAUUUUCGAAUAAAAUUUUUGCUUAGUGGGUUAACACUUUGAUUCCACUUUCAUCGGU
Molecule: messenger RNA, 1473 nt
Organism: Actinia tenebrosa (Australian red waratah sea anemone)
Lineage: Eukaryota; Metazoa; Cnidaria; Anthozoa; Actiniaria; Actiniidae
Biological process (GO): regulation of DNA-templated transcription
Molecular function (GO): DNA-binding transcription factor activity; sequence-specific DNA binding
Source: RefSeq, a predicted model, not a curated record